Branchiostoma belcheri (Belcher's lancelet) is the source of this 2201-nucleotide messenger RNA. RefSeq names its product ankyrin repeat domain-containing protein 50-like. Gene Ontology annotation, molecular function: protein binding. NCBI's taxonomy places the organism in Eukaryota, Metazoa, Chordata, Leptocardii, Amphioxiformes, Branchiostomatidae. The coding region runs from base 294 to 2201 and encodes 635 amino acids. The record is from RefSeq and is a predicted model, not a curated record. The transcript has 11 exons.
GAUGCUCCCGUGGUUCCAGAUGCCCAAACUUGGCACACGAUCGUCAUUUGCAUGGCCAAAAAUAUCUGGUUUUAAGUUACAUGUUGACUGUUUACCGUCUUCGGAACGUUCCAGAUCAAAUCUCCAAAGAGCCACCGUGUUCCUCGUGCUUCAGGUUUUGAGAGAAAUCAGGGAGUUGUUAUGUUUUGCUCGUGCCAACUGUACUUGAGUUGGAGCGUUCCAAGUUGCGUUACAGAAGUUCAAAUCUGAUGUAGUUUGAUCGUCACUGUCGUUGUGCAAGGCAGAAAGAAAUCAUGGCGUCUGGUUCGGACUCCCCGCUUUUCAAGUUCGUCCCCAGUCAAAAGGACUGUGAGCACUUCCUAGAGGCAGUCUAUGCUGGAAAUGAACGUGUCAUUAAGAAUACACUUGUCGGUGGUAUUGACGUCAAUGCUGUGUCAAUGAAGGAUGGCACCACUCCCUUGAUGAUUGCAGCGUGUAAAGGUCGGCCUGAGAUCAUCUCCCUCUUACUGCGUGGUGGGGCAGAUGUACACCAGUGCAACAAGGAUGGCUAUACAGCACUAAUGAUGGCAGCUGGCUAUGGGAACAGCACAGUGGUGUUUCAGCUCCUUGCAAACGGCGCUGACGUGAACUACUGUAACAAGACCCACGAGAACGCACUGGUAGUGGCUGUGAGCAGGGGACACUCAGUGGUGGUGUCUCAGCUGCUUGCAGCUGGCGCAGACGUGAACCACCUGAACCGGGAGGGUUCCAACAUGUUGCACCUGGCGGCGACGGCCGGGCAGGACGCCGUGGUGGCGUACCUGCUGGCGGAGGGAGCCGACAUCAACCAUAUCAACAAGGACGGCUUCACGCCGCUCAUGAUGGCUGCUGGGAAGGGUUCCAUCGCUGUGCUCACACAGCUUCUGGCAGCAGGAAGAACUUUCAAGAAUCCUUAUGCCCUGGAAUCAGGUGUGAAUGUGAACUAUGCCAACAAGGAAGGCAACACUGCCCUGUUACUAGGAGUGCACCAAGGAGAUGACGAGGUCGUGAGAGAAUUAAUCCUAGCAGGAGCCAAUAUCAAUCACGUCAACAAGAAUGGGCUCACUGCCCUCACUGUGGCAGCAAUACAGGGCCAUGCUAAGGUUGUGAAGAUCCUGAUCAACCACGGAGCAGAUGUAAACCACCAAACCCCCGACGGCCUGGACGCUCUGAUGGUGGCCUGCAACAAAAACCACAGCCGUAUCGUGGCCCUGCUCCUGCGGGCGGACGCAGACAUCACACACAGAGACAAGUCCGGGAUGACGGCGCUGAUGAAUGCCAUGAGCCACGGACUGGACACCAUCGUGCUGCACCUGCUCCUGUCUGGGUACUACAGUCCCGAUCACGUGGAGGAGGCCAUGAUGAUGAUGUUAGACGAACAGUCCCAGGCCAUCUUCCCCACACUCAUCAAGACUUGUGGGGAAAUGUUGGAUCCACUUGUCAGGAGACUGUUGGACUAUGAGACCACCCCGCCCCACAGGAAGCUGAUCAUCCUGCAGCGCAUGUGUGUGGCCGACCCUAAGCUGUUCCUGCCGGCGCUGAACAGACAGCGCUGUGUGCCUCACCUGAUCGAACUCAUCAGGAACCCUGACUACAACAACAACGACGCUGUGGUGGAACAGUCCAUUCGCAUCAUAUGGGAGGUGUUGUCCGGUCAGCAGAAAUCUGUGGCAGAAAGGGCCAUCAACCAGCUGCUGGAUGCCCAGGGGACAGAGGUGCUGUGGUCACUGAUUGACCGCCACACCAAGACCAACAUCACCCUGGCCCUGCUGUGUGUGACGUUACUCUGUCUGCUGGCCCGUGCACCCAGGGGACAGCAGUUCCUCCGGGGGGAGGACAACCAGUACUUCUUCGGACAGGAGAUCCCUCGCAUGUUGACAUUUGUGAAAGAUGCAGAGGCUACAGAGGCCUUUAAGAAGUUUGUGCGGACUGUGGAACAUGUGCUGGUGGUUUAUCCCACCAUGUUUCCAUCUCUGCUGGAAGUGAGCAUGCGGCUAUCCUUAGACCUGCUGGAGAUAGAGAUCAUGGGUGUGGUGGUGCAGGCCAUGGUGGGCUGUCUGGAGACACAGGGGGAGACCGUCCGCACAGAGCUGCACAAACUGCCACACAACACCCUGCUGAACAGUGUGGUGGACCUACUCAACAUGGCAUAUAUACAGAUGUGUCCAAGCUGGCCCUAUUGA